Dothidotthia symphoricarpi CBS 119687 is the source of this 2490-nucleotide messenger RNA. RefSeq names its product HET-domain-containing protein. The record is from RefSeq and is a predicted model, not a curated record. The transcript is spliced from 4 exons. The coding region runs from base 90 to 2441 and encodes 783 amino acids. Lineage: Eukaryota; Fungi; Ascomycota; Dothideomycetes; Pleosporales; Dothidotthiaceae.
GGCGCAAUCGUCUGGUGGCGUCGUCUAAACAUAGUGACGAUGAGUUACAGGCUUCGCAACAUGCAUUUCUCCCAUUUAACGACGGAAAGAUGAAGCUCUGUGAAUACUGUGUUGAACACGUUCUGGAGAAGAACGAUUGCUGGGACUACCAUCACGCGUCUUAUGCUUCGCUCGAAGCUUCGUCUGGGGACGGGUUGGAACAUGGCAAGGAUAUCUCAAGGCUCCCCGUGCAGCAGAAACAGCAUUGCUUGUUUUGCUGGACGCUGCACAAUGAUAUCAAGAAUAUCGCACCAGGGCUGAAAAAGCUGGAACGGGCUGGCGCUUGGCCUGUCUAUCGCUGGAACAUCAGGAGUUUGGCGAGGAUACGGGAGAGCUUCGAGACUGUUGUUGUGACAUUUCGAUAUGUGCCCCCGGCUGAUGAGGCGAAGGAGGACGACGUGGAGGAGGUCGAACUGCCUACUAGGACGUUUUUCUUGUUUCCUGAAGAUGAUCUCAGUCCGCUGCUAUCUCCACAUCAACUUGGGAUUUCAACCGACCCAAAGAUCAACGGCGGAUAUCAAAUACGUUCUUGGGUUGAGACUUGCGAUACAACGCAUAUAGACUGUAUGAAGCGAAGAAAGUCUACACCUAAGGCACACCGUUUUGUUCCAACCCGUCUCCUCGACAUCAGCGGCCUACCAGAUACCCCAAUCCGUUUGAUCGAGACCGCGACAACUUCCGUACAUGGCCCGUACUGCUCGCUCUCGCAUUGCUGGGGCCUCAUCAAGUUCGUCGAGCUGCGUGAUGAGAAUAGGACGAAGUUUAUGCAGGAAGGUAUACCGUGGUAUCGGUUCACUAAGAACUUCCAAGAUGCUAUUGAGGUUGCGAGGUUCCUGGAGGUUGGAUAUAUUUGGAUUGACAGCCUAUGUAUCAUCCAGCGUAGCGAAGAAGAUUGGAAACAUGAGGCGAGUCGGAUGCAUCUUGUCUAUCGAAAUAGCUAUUGCAACAUAGCCAUUGCAGAUUCGGCGGACAGCACGGGAGGUGCGUUUCGUGUACGCAACCCCGACGCCGUUAUGCCAGCGAGAUACCAGCCUAGAGAGAACUCUCCUUUAUUCGGUAAGAAAGCUUGGAGGGUCGUACCAGAGAACCUAUGGGACAGUGGACUGCUUCAGACCUUCCUUUAUGCUCGUGGAUGGGUGUUUCAAGAACGUAUGCUGUCGCCGCGUAUCUUGCACUUCGCUAACAAUCAGGUGUUCUGGGAUUGUCCUUCGCUGAGCGCAUGCGAAACGCUCCCUGCGGGGUUGCCACAACCAACUGAUAAUGCUGCGGGACCUGACAGGCACUGGCGAGGACGCCUGCAAGAGCCAGAAGGGAGGCAUGAGCCGCUGGCUGGUGCGAACGAUCAGUCAUUGGCGUCCUUUUGGAAGGUGGCCGUUCUAAAGUAUACCAGUUGCAAUCUAACGAUGGGCAAAGACAAGCUCAUCGCCAUGUGGGGUAUCGCCAAGUUGAUACGGGAUGAACUAGGAGUUGAGUACGGCGAAGGGUUGUGGGAGGAGAACCUCGAAGAUCAGUUAGCCUGGCGUGUCGAGGAGUGCAAGCUUACAGUACGACCAAGCGAAUCGACCGAGUGGAAUCUAGAGCGCAAAAUCCCCUCGUGGAGUUGGGCCUCUAUGGACGGUGUCAUCCUCACACCUGACAGGUUGACCGAUCAGAAGCAUUUUACAGUCAAGGAUCACUACGGUCAGCGUUUGACUUUCGAUCUAGUUGGAGUGAAACGAUCUUUUCGACCAGGAGUCAGGCCCAUCGAAGCACCGCCGCCGUUACAAAGCCGUGGGAUGAGUGAUAGUGGCGCAGAACUCCAACGGCGAAACAAAGAGUUACGUAGAGACCCAAUUGAUACCCACGACAACAGAGUGGACAUACGGAUUCAUAGCCCAGAGAAGGUUGAUCGAGAUGCGGAGCCUAGGUUUCACAGCAAAUCUAUUCGGAUACAAGGUCAUGUAGGCCGCGGACGGCUUGAGUGGGAGGAGCUGAAAAAAGGAUGGGUUGUCCAGCUCGAUGAUGAAACGGUCAAUGUAGGACUCGAAGCAUUCCCGGAUACAAUUCCCGAUCUUGACAAUCCAACCGACCAUUUUCCUUACUUCGUCGUGUUGGCGGCAAAGCAAGUUAUUGGCGCGCAACAUGCCGACUUUACUUUCAAGCCAACGACACACAAGCACCCCCAGAUCAGCGAUGACGCUAGUACUGCAGAAAACGAUCACGCUGGCGAAUACUUCGAAGUCUCGGGGCAUGGGAUAAUGUUGAAAGACGUGGGGAACCAUCAUUUUCACAGAACUGGGGCGUUUCGUUUUGAGAACGUGAGUAACGAAACUUUUGUGAACUUGCAGAGGACGCACGAUUGGGAACUUUUCUCAUCUGAUAUAUAUCACUCAAAGCGAGGUCGGAAAAUCUGGCUAGACUGAACGAUAAUCAUUGUUCCUGAUUAGAACACUGAAGAUAGCAAACGCGCUG